This is a messenger RNA of Psylliodes chrysocephalus, 3128 nucleotides long. Lineage: Eukaryota; Metazoa; Arthropoda; Insecta; Coleoptera; Chrysomelidae. The record is from the annotation of a GenBank genome assembly.
CCCUGCAUGUUGAAUGACAGACUCUCAAAUUUUAAAAUUUAACGUUUUCAACUGUGUUUCAGUCUGUAACUGUUUAAAAUAAGAAAAAUUGCCAAGAAAUGUACGAAAUUAUAACUUUCGAUAAAAGUUUUCAGCAACGUUUAUCAGAAUUCAACGAUGUACUCUCAGCGUGCGACGUUUUACCCACUUCGCAAUUGCAAAAACAAUGGGGCCUAUUUUUGGAAUUCUCCGUCGACAAAAGAGGUUGGCAGGCGAUUUGGAAGCUCCCCAGAACGACCUGCGAGUCCUUAAAUAUAAUCUUUCCUUCAUUAGCUUUAGUUAUCGUUCUAACCGUAAAAACUUUGGAAUUAAAAGCUUAUAUUAGGAUACUCGCCUUUCAAAAUGAUGUCAAUAUUCCCGAAAAAAUGUGGGUUCCUCUUGUACAGAUUUGGCCCACUGAAGAUCAGGAUAAGUCGAUCGAUUUGAAUUUGAUGGAAACCGCUAAUUCUUUAGAUAUGUUGAGGUUUUUUUACUUGUAUGUUUUCAUGCCCUGGGAUAGGGAUGAAGAUGAUAACCAAGAUUGGAAAGACAAGCAUUUAGAAAGCAGGUUGAGAUUUUACUAUGAUCUUAAAAAUGGAAAUAUCCCAAGAGGAGUUGCUGAGCAUAUACAUAAUUUAUUAACUGAAGCAAGAAGACUGCAUAAUAAGAGAGAAUUUUUGGAAGGGCAAAUUAGUAAAGCAGAAGAAAAUCAAAAUUCUGAAUGUGACUCUUUAAAAGAUGAAAGAACCAAAACGUUAAUACAAAUCCACGUUCGUCUGUUAGAAAUCCGUACAGAUAUUGAAGUAGCUGAAAAUCCAUUACUAAGAAAUAUCAUCAUAGAUAGAUUUUCUCAAUUAGGCAAAAUUUCUCUAAACCCUAAUCCUCAAAUUUGGUUGAUAUUUGACCAGGGCACUGCAGAAGAACAUAUGAAUUUCCUAAUGAAAGUCCAGCAAGUUUUCCCUAAAGACAACUUGAAAUUUUGUACAAAUUUGGCCUCAAAAUUAGAAAGCGCCAAUAAGGAUGAUACCUAUUUAUUAAAUGAAAGUGUUCAUAAAAUUUCAACAACAGGAGCUUUGGAAGAAGGGGGUACAGUUAGAGGGAUAGGGUGUAGGGAAAAUAUAAUAUUUACAACUGAAGUUGAAGACGUUAUGUUGGAUUUUAUAGGCGAAAAAGUUGUAUUGGAAAAUUUAACAAUUGAUGUUAAUUUGGCACAGUGCGGCGUACUCGUAAGAAAAGGAAAUUGUUACAUGAAAAAAUGUAAAAUAAUCGGAAAAAGUUCGUCACCGAUAUACCAAGGUAUAAUAGCCCUGAAAGGUGCUUCCUUGCAUAUGGAGAAUUGCGAAAUUUCCGGAUUCUCGACGGCGAUUAUAGGCAAUUCAGGAUCGAAUAUAAUUUUAAAAAAUUGCGAUAUCCACGACGUGGAUUACGGCUUAAAAAUUUUCGACGAGUCGAAAGUCUCGUUGGACAGCGUUUCUAUAAGAGAAUGUUCCGAUUUUGGGAUAUGUUUGGAAACUGAGAGCUUGGUAGAGGUUGUAGGAGGUUUCAAAUGUCUGGAAGAAACGUCAGAAGUCAUUUACAAGAAUGUAACGGGUGUAAAUAAUGGAAGAGGGGAUGUGGCGAUACUGCACCAACCUGAAUUGAAGCCCAUUGAAAAUCUGUUUGCAGAUCCUAAUAACGACCCCACCAUAAUAGAAUCCGAUGAUGACAUUACAAUGUAAAUAAUGUUUAUACUUUUUUUUUUUAUUUUGGUUUAUACUGUGAUUUUAGAGGGAAAUAAUCAUCACAAUUUUGUUUGUACUAAAUCGUUAUAUAUUUAUAUUUUUUCAAUUUAUUUUUAGGAAAAUAAUAUAUAAAAAUUAAACAAUAAAAAGUUUUCUUAUUUAAAAAAAUCUUUAUUCAUGUUAAAUACUGUAAACAAACACAAAAACAAUUACGAAAUAAAAUUCAUAAUAUUAAAACACAAACAUAUACUUGAGAAUGUCAGUAUAACGACCGAUAAAUCCUUUUCAAGAAUUUUCACAUAAAUUCAGAGAUAAACGAUAUAAAAUCACAUCAACAAAUUUUAUAAAUGGUAAUUUUUUUUAAAAAUGCCAACAAACUGACCAGAUCUAAGCUCGUUAUUAAAAAAAAAAAAACAAAAAUAAACGCGUCUCCUUUACAAUAACUAUACCUCAAAAAAUACGUUUUCAAUAACUAAAUAUGUUAAAUGUUAACAAAAUAUAUUUAUACUGGGCGUUCCCAGGAUAUUAACAUUGAGUUUUGGGAACACCCAAUACAUUUAUAUACGAAGUUUGAACAGAAAAUAACCAGGAAUUUUUAAAUUUCACACUGGCCGCAAAAAAAUCGAUUUUAUCUGGUUGGUUCUCAGUCCAACUACAUAUCUCCGAUAUAUGUAAAUUUGUAAACAUGUUUAUGGCAUGUAAGUCAAUUUUCAGACGUAUUUGUUGCCAAUCUAUUAACAUCUAACUGGUUAACAGAAAGAACUAGUCAUCUGAAAUAAUCUCAACAACUUGUUUAUAAUAUUAGCAUUGAUGCUAAAUGAAGAAAGCUCGGAAACGUAAACGUUCCAACUCAUCAGUUUUCAUGAUUCAAAGAGAAAUUUUACAAUUUGUGCGAUGCAAUAAAAAAAGCAGAACACGAUUUAUGGAAAAACAUUGGAAAACAUGCGGAUAAAUUUUGCCUAUUGGUAUUCAAUUCAGCCGCCAUACGCAGUAGAAAGGUUCUUAACUCUAUUUCAUAAUAAGAAAAUACACUGGCAAAUUACGUAUGUACGUAAAAUUAUCCGCAAAUAAUUUAUGUAUUGAUUUUGAUUUACCCCUGAAGAAAUUCGACGAAACUCUAUUUGUGGAAAAACCAUGGAAAAUAUCAGUAAAUCGUCAAAAAAUUGAAGGAGUUAAAUAUUCAACAAAUUCGUUCUACAUUUGUAUCAAACAAGAUCUGAGUUCGUUUAGCUUUACCAGAUAGCAGCGGUAGUUAGGUGGAGGUGAAAUUGAUCCUUCCUUUUUACAUAGCUACCAUUAUAAUAUGGCUAAUGAUAAGUACUUACCUCUCCACUUAUAACACCCAAUCGCUGCCAAGGACUGAACAGUAUAAGCCAUUUAGUUGAGGAA